UGAAGCUUUGACUACAUUGGAGAUGGGUAUAUGGGAUUAUAAGAUAUGCACCAAGGGAGGCAUUGCUAGGACUCUCAACGGCACGGCGGAGCAUCCAUCCUACUUCAAGUGGGUGCUUUUCCAUCUGGUGAUAAGCCGAUGGCGCGUGGCCAAUGGGAGGCCAUCAAGAAGGCGAGAAGAUUAACGACAAGGCAGACCAAAGUGCUGGAAAUUGUCCUCGUGGCACCCACACUGAGCGAAGGCUGCGGAGCGAUCUUGUUCGAGAAGACGUGGCUGAGGCACAGCACCUAAACAUGACGCUGAGACAGACAAGAGGGACGCUGAUUGGGACAAGAAAGCUGAAACACUUGAUAAGGGAGUGUAAGAAGGGGCAGGAGACGGGACGUGGGGUCCUCAGACACGCAGGAGGCCUUUGAGGAGGUCCAUGCCGUGCAUGCCGAGUAUUGCGUCUGAGCUUCUAGAAGGCAGUGCCCCUGAUAGCGAAUGGACGCGGCGCUGUCGAGCUGGAAUUUGGGGCGCCUGGGCGCCAAUUGCAUUCUGUUCACACCAUGGUCAGUGACGCAGGAGUCGUCGAAGGCUUCUCCGGCAGCAACCAGCUGGCACAGAGAGCAAGCCCACCCUCGGCCAUCUUCAGAAGCGUGGGACGUCGCAAGUGGAGAGCAAACAUGUGGAAGAAGCGGAGAGGAGGCUAAGGACGGGCGGGAGAAGGAUGACCAUCGUCCCGCCCCGAGAGCUUGGCGACGGAGAGCACGGACGAACUGCGGGGCGCGGUUCAGGCAGCACUCCAGCUCCAUCGUCUCCAGCUGCGUCUUACCUCCACCUCCGAACCUCUCUUCUUCAUCCAUCACGCUCGUGGAGCAGAUUCUCCCAGGGCUGUCAUCUCUCCUUCCUGUUUCCACUCCCAUCUCCGCCUCUCCGAAGAAUCGCAUCAUCCCGUGUCUUACUGUCGGCAUGUCCUCUGCGGAGAGCAUGGCGUCCGCCUGCAAGGCUGAUACAGUGGCUGCAGCUCCCAGCCCCAACCUCCUCCACCAACACGCCCCGCUCGGCUCUGCCGCUCCAGAAUCUCCUUUAUCUUUGCCAGAAGCACGGAUCGUGGCCAGGACAAGCGCCAUGGACGCGGGUCAAUCCCAAACCACUUCCUUCUCCACCGAGCAGGACGGAGACCUCCACACUCAGCCACUGGCUCCGAGCAACCAGGCCUUCAGUCUGGAGAACAGCUCGAGGCUGAUACAGGAGGCACACCUGUCAUAUGUAGACUCCCACAAGAGAGACGCUGAAGAGUUGGAUCGCGUCGUCCGGAGAGCACACGUAUUGCGACAAAACAAGGGGGGCUGCAGAAAGUGGGAGGACAGUAAGCUGCAAGAGGAGGCCACAGAGGAGCUCGUGGAAGAUGAACUGAGCAAGUACGUGGGCAAAGAAGCCGAAGCUAGGUGGCGUUGCAAGAUGCCGGAAUGCACCAAAUUAUUCAAAGCCCAGAAUUUCUGGAGGAAGCACGUCCAGACUAGACACCCGCACUGGCGCGAGAGUCUUCAGGCUGAAGCGCUCUCCGAAAAGCCAGAGACGCUCGUCGUCGAGUCAACACCUCCGCCACAAUAUGACGAGGCUGACAUCGCAAAUGAACGUUCCUCGCAGGGCCGAGCCUCGACGUCAUUCUUGUCCCUCCCGCCAUCCAUCCGGAUACGGAUCUACAGCUACGUCUUGACCGAUGCAGACUCAAAAUCUACCCUUGUUGGCAUAAAGCGGCAACUUCAGCUGCCCUGCUACAAGCUGACUCGUCCUCUCGAUCCAACGCUCACUUACAGCCUAGCCCCUCAACCGAAGUCAUCCUUUACGACUUCUAUCCUCCGUACUAACAAGCAGAUUUAUGCCGAGGCUCUUGCCAUCCUCUACUUCGACAAGAUCUUCUGCCUGCACGACGUUGAAGGCUUACUUCUGCUGUUCCUUGAGCAGCUUUCCGAACGAUCCCGCAGCUGCAUUCGAACCAUUCGUCUACCAGCUGUGCCACUAGAGUCUGCGGCGUUGAACAAGCGCAAGGCACGAGCGUUCCACUGGGCGAUAACAUGUGCCCAGAUAGCCAAGCUCAAUGACACACUUCAAGCAUUGGAAAUCUCCGGCCAAGAAAUCUUGGACCCAGGAGCGUCGAAACAGCUGUUACACCCUCUCUGCAAGGUCAAGGCAACAAAGCGGUUGGUCCACUCAGAUGGUGUUUCGCCUGAAGCUGCCAAGGAUGAAGACCUACUGUUCAACGACAUGUUGCAAGAUGCAGCAGCCUUUCUCAAAUCCAAUGCAAAGGUCCGCGAGGAAAGGACGAAAGCUGAAGCCAAAGAGAGGGCUGACAGAAUUGCUCGAGAAAAAGAAGAGCUGGAGCUCAGGCGAGCUGCGUGGGCCGCACAGCUUGCGCGGAAAGAGAAGGCUGAACAAUUGAUGAAUGAAAAGCGCAUUGCUGAACUCAAGGAACGACUAGAGAGGGAAGAGCGUGAGGUGACGGCACUGAAAGAAAAGGCAGCUGCCGAAAUAUACGAAGGCAAUUCCUCGAUAGUGCCACACGGGACGGAUUGGCCUGAGGAACGCGAAAUGAGAAACGAACAGCUUGCGGCACGGCUUAAAACACAGAUGGAUAAGCUGGAUGCUGAGUCGUCUGGAGAAAUCAAUGCGAUUGCUUCCAGAAUUCACGAACUCGAGCGCCCAAGUAUGUCGCAAUGGAUGGACUGGCCGAAGGCAGCUACUGGUGAUAUCGACCAAGACCUUACGAAGGUGAAGGGCCUUGACCAAUUCACAAAGGAGCUAGCUGCACUCGAGGAGCUAGAGGGAGAGGAGUACGAAAUUGUCCGUCGCUCUUCAGAUUUGGCAAUCGAUGAUGAUGAUGCCCUUGCAGAUUGGGACGUGGUGAGUGUACAGGGCGGAUCAUCUCCUACGAAAGAGGAUGGCCAUGACCGCGAUGACGAAUGGGAAGACGCGGCUUCGACGCUUGUUGGCAACGAUCGCGACGACGCAGACGAAAGCACGACAAGAAGGUACAGCUUCACGAGGGAGUGGAGUAGGAACAUCUUGGGCGUUCCUCUGGGGUAUUCCAUCCGAUAUAGCUCGGAAGUCAGGCCAUGCUCUUGUUCUACUGAGAAGGAGUAAGAUAAGCUGCGGUCGUAUGCGACACUGGCAGUUUUCCUAUCAUAAACUCGCCCGUCGAUAGCAGUUAGGGUGAGAUGAAGCAAGUCGAGUCGAGCACAAUGUCCUUUUAGACCAUCAUUGAAGCUAUUCCCGAGGCGCCUAACCCUUGACUAGAGUCAGUAUAACGGCGUCUUUUGAGCUGUGAGGUCCGUUCAAUGCAAUGGCAGACUCUUUGCUGUAUCUCAGGACUCUUUAACUCCUCCUUUCACCUCGCUAACUUCUUGAUGGUUCGUUGAGUCAUCGUCUUUCACAGAAGAAGAUCCAUGCCGAGCAGAUUGAGAUCGAGAUCCAGGCUGCGCUAUUCGCAAUCGUGAAAAUGAAUAAACCCUUAGGGCCCCUCAUCUCCUCUAUUAGCCCCCUUAGGUUAGCAUCACGA
This is a messenger RNA of Mytilinidion resinicola, 3541 nucleotides long. RefSeq lists its product as uncharacterized. The coding region runs from base 484 to 3126 and encodes 880 amino acids. The transcript has a single exon. The record is from RefSeq and is a predicted model, not a curated record. Lineage: Eukaryota; Fungi; Ascomycota; Dothideomycetes; Mytilinidiales; Mytilinidiaceae.